AUGUCUCUGCGACUGCUUCCCGCCAUCACUCUGGAUAAUGACGACGACGACGAUGGGAACUUCACCAAAUGGAUGAGCAGUUAUUGGGGUCACGAAGCACAGGGGAGUCACUCCAAGGACCGAAAGAGGAGCUUCAGACGCCCAGCCAGGUCUCAGACCGACAGACGCGGGUCUCUGCCCACAAUGUCUCAGUUAGACACCAUGAGUCUGAACCGGCUCCAUGCAGCUGCAAUAGCCCCGGGUCUGAGUCACGUACGAACCAGAGACGAGCUGGAGGUGAGGCCUCACCCCAGAGCUACCCGCUCCUCCUCAGACAACUGUCGACCCAAAAGCACCGUCCCAGAAGCUCGCAUCAGCACCAUCCCUGAGGUCACGCUGGAGCAGAGGCUGAGGAGCAUCACUCUGAAUGAGGAAAAUAGAUUGUGUCUGAUUUGUCACGAAGUAAUGCAGAAGAACGGAGAAGGAACCAAGGAACUGCACUGUACUCACCGCUUCCACAAGGAGGCGCAGCGCAGAUCAGAGCGAUGCAGUGAAGCGGGACACAAACACACGGACCAGAGGAGAAGGUCUGCAGACGCACACCUGCACAACCAGGACCCCCAGCAGGAGGCCCCUCUCCAUCGCCAGCUGUCCCUCCGCAAACACCGCUGA
Messenger RNA from Knipowitschia caucasica, 651 nucleotides. The record is from the annotation of a GenBank genome assembly. Lineage: Eukaryota; Metazoa; Chordata; Actinopteri; Gobiiformes; Gobiidae.